UUCCUCGUCACGGGGGUUCGCUCGUGGUUGGGCACCGUGAAGCUCGGAUCACCGCUCCGCCUGCCCGUUGGCGCACCCGCCGCCCCGCCUGCGCAGAUUCCAGCACCUGGUGGGGCCAUGGACCCCGCCAUGGACUACGUCUCCGACUUGCUGGCCCCGUCCAGCGGCCUCGACUUGGCCAACUUGGCGGUGAUAGCUGGACUUCUCCCGCGAGACACAGCCGCAGACCUGCUUCGCGCCAUGGAUGCGGGCGGCGACGAGUUCGAGAGUGCGGAGGCGGCCGAGCACGCGCCCGCCGAUCCAGAUGAAGGCGCUGAUCCCGAGGUGCUCGCGGGGCUCGUCGACGACGACUUGGGCCCCUUGCGCCCAGAUGACGCGGUUGAGCUCGUCGUCGAGCCGGGGGCGGCGGCGCAUGACGGCCUUGCGCAGCCUGAGCCCGAUGUCGACAUCCUCGUCGAGUACAUCGACGAAGUCGCGGCCAUGCUUGCUCACGAGCCUCCGCCACCGCCCCCGGCGCCAUCAGCCCGAGUGGCCCAUCCCGUCGCCGCCGUCGCGCCAGCAGCCCCAGCAGCCCCGCCAGCGGCGCCGGCCGCCCCAACCCUGCCGCAGCUCCUGGCGCACCUGCAGCUGGACAUGCCGGGC
Messenger RNA from Prorocentrum cordatum, 642 nucleotides. NCBI's taxonomy places the organism in Eukaryota, Dinophyceae, Prorocentrales, Prorocentraceae. The record is from the annotation of a GenBank genome assembly.